AUUGAUUGUUCAAGAUCACCAUUAGUUUGACUCUAAGGUUAUCAAUCCUUGAUGAUGAUUAACAAUUUAAAGUAAAUAACUUAACAAUCAUUGAUAAUUAAAAAAAACAAUGACAAUUUAUUUUCAAUUUACUUUGUUUACAAUUAGUUUGAUGAUCAUGUUUAAUGAGUUUGAUUGUUAGUUAACUGUUGACCACAAAUUGGAUCAAAUCUCAAAAUGAAGUUAAUUGUUUCAUCUCUUUUUUUAAUUGUGAUUACGGUUAAUCAAACAUCACCAAUGGCUUUAGAUUAUUUAAAUCAAUUUAAAGAUAAUCGAUUCCAACAAUCAGCUGUUCCUCGCCAAUCAAAUUAUCAUAUUGAUUCACGAUUCAAAUUAAAUGAAACAGAUCAAUCAAUUGAUCCUCCAAUUAAAUUGUUAUUUCAAAAUGGACUAAAUCAAAAGAAUCAAGUUAAUCAAUCAACAAUUAGUUUACUUCCAUGGGAAGAGGACUCUUGGCAAUAUUUCACAACAACGACAAUUAAAUCAACUACUAAUUCAAUCCAACCCUCAGUAAUAAUUAAUCAACCAUCUUCAUCAUCAACAACUUUACCAACAACAAUUAAACAAAUCAUUUCAAGUCCAUUGCCAUGGGAAGAGGAUUAUGGUUUUAAUUUUGCUCCUAAUCAGAUUUCAUCGUCAUCAACAGUUAAACCAUCGGAUUCAACCACAAUUAAAUCAACAACUCUAAACACAAUCAGUACAACAUCAGCAGCGUUUCCUGAACAUUUCAUAUUUAAUUUGAUUCCGUUGAAACCGAUAAUUAAUAUUUCUGAUCCUAAUUGGCCAAAGUUUCCUGUUAAAAAACCAAUAAGCAAAUCAAUACUUUAAUUGUUACAAUUAAACUUUUACCCUUCCAUCAAUUGUAUCUUCAGUCAUAAACAAUUGAUUAUCAGUCAAAAUUUAUUAUCAUUUCCAAGUAAAGACUUGUAAAAUAUGUAUCACAAUUAAGUUAAUUAUCUUCCUAUCAUCGGCAAUAAUUAACUUAUUAGAUAAAAUUUAAUUAAAUCGUAGUAACAACAAUCAAUUGUUAUUCAGCGUGAACCAUAUAUAAAGCUAAUUAAAACCAAUCAAACUAAUUAAUGUUUACCUUCAUUAAUCAGCAUAAA
This is a messenger RNA of Panonychus citri (citrus red mite), 1145 nucleotides long. RefSeq lists its product as uncharacterized. Bases 217 to 867 code for a protein of 216 amino acids. The record is from RefSeq and is a predicted model, not a curated record. Lineage: Eukaryota; Metazoa; Arthropoda; Arachnida; Trombidiformes; Tetranychidae. The transcript is spliced from 2 exons.